This is a messenger RNA of Cutaneotrichosporon oleaginosum, 2486 nucleotides long. RefSeq lists its product as uncharacterized. Lineage: Eukaryota; Fungi; Basidiomycota; Tremellomycetes; Trichosporonales; Trichosporonaceae. Gene Ontology annotation, molecular function: ATP hydrolysis activity; 5'-3' DNA helicase activity; RNA binding. The record is from RefSeq and is a predicted model, not a curated record.
GUUUGCCAUCUCACCUCGCAAUCAUGGCCGCACUCUUGGAAACCCGCGCGCCGACAGAGGCAGAGCUGGAAGCCUUUUUUUCUCGGCAUGAGGAGCUGCUCGCCGCUGAGCGCGCAGAAGAAGAGGAGCAGACGCGCCUCCUCAACACGAACUGCUCGCCCAAGCUGCUGGAGUCAAAGGGUCUCGCCUUGGGUAGUCUCGGUGUGGCGAGUAUCUCCGUUGGAUUAGGGGGAAAGACGUUGGUCGAGCUGUGCCGCCCUAUUGCAUACAACGUCGACACGGAGCUGCCUCUGCACACGUUCCGCAAUGGCGAUCCGGCGCGUAUCGAGGAGAUCGUACCGGAGAAGAAGGGGAAGAAGGCAGAAGCAGCGGGCGUGGAUGGUGUGGUGUACCGCGUCGGCCGUGAUAAGAUCGUGGUGGCCGUGAGCGAGGGCGAUGUUGAGCUUCCCGAGCGACUCAGGCUACUCAAGCUGGCCAACUCGGCGACAUACGACCGUAUGCGCCGCACACUCGAGCACCUCCGCCGCCUAGUGCUCCCAGGCGAGUCGACUCCCAACGCAGCCAACUGGCCGCUUAUCAACGCGUUGCUCGGGAUAUCGCCGCCAACCUGGUCGACCAUUCCGCCACCCCUCAACGGCGAUGGGAUGCACUGGUACUCCUCUCGCCUCAACGACAGCCAGAAGGAGGCCAUCGAGUUCUGCCUGCGCGCCGACACCCUGGCGUGCAUCCAUGGUCCACCAGGCACCGGCAAGACACACACGUUGAUCGAGGUUAUCUUCCAGCUACUUGCGCGUCCCGCCGGGCCAGAGACCACACAACCCCCGCGCAUUCUUGUGACGGCGCCGAGUAACCUGGCCCUCGACAAUCUGCUAUUGCGCCUGCACACGCUCGCCCAAUUGCCCGAUUACGCCGGUCUCCUCCCACCAGGCUCAAUUCUGCGCCUGGGGCAUCCCACGCGCGUGAACCGCGAUCUGGUGCGUGAGACUCUGGACUGGCGUGCCGCCAACGGGGAGGAGGGCGCGCUCGUCCGCGAUGUAGGCAAGGAAAUCGAAGGCCACCUCUCCGAUCUCGGGCGGAAGCGGGGCGAGAAAGGCGCCGUGAAGGGCCGGGAGCGCGGGAAUAAGUGGCAGGAGGUGCGGGAGCUGCGCAAGGAAUAUCGCCAGCGCGAGGCCAAGGUCGUCACGAACACCGUGCGCCGCGCGCGUGUCGUGCUCGCCACUUGCCACACUGCGGGUGCAAGGCAGCUGAAUAACAUGCAGUUUGACGUGGCCAUUGUCGACGAGGCGACGCAGGCGGUCGAGGCGGUAUGCUGGGUGCCGAUUCUCAAAUCCAAGAAGCUCAUUCUUGCCGGCGACCCGCAGCAGCUGCCGCCGACGAUUUUGAGCAAGGACACAAAGGGGAAGCGUAAGGAGAAGAAACAGAAGGUUGAGGGCGCGAAGAAGACGAUGCCCGAAGCCAAAGAGACAGCGGUGGCAUCGGAGGAGGACGGGCCUGUAAGCGAGGCGGAUUCCAGCGAUGGCGAUGAACAGGUCGUCGAGGCCAGCAAGAAGCUCGCGGGUAUCUCUGUCAAAGCCAAGUCGCUGCGCCCUCCACACACCCUCGAGACAACGCUGUUUGACCGCUUAGAGCGUCUUUAUGGACCAGGCGUCAAGCGCGUCCUAAAAGUCCAGUAUCGGAUGAACGAGCGCAUCGCGGCCUUCCCGAGCGCCACGUUGUACGGCGGCGAAUUAGUCUCGGACGAGUCCGUGGCGCAUCGCACGCUUCUCGAUCUCCCGACCGCUAGCGACAGCGAUGACGCACGCGAUGUGCUCGAGCACCCAGUGGUGUUCUUCGACACAGACGGGUGCGAGUUCUACGAGCGCUCCGAGGCGGACGACGUCAAGUCCCUCGGAGAGGGGAGCAAGGCGAACGAGAACGAAGCCGUCGUGGUCGCGGCGUGGGCUCGCAAAUUGGUGCAGCACGGCGUAGCGCCGGCCGAGGUGGGCAUCGUCGUGCCCUACCAGGCGCAGGUGAGCGUGCUGGCAGGCAUGCUGCGCGACGAGUAUCCCGAGAUGACUAUCGGCACCGUCGACGGGUUGCAGGGGCAGGAGCGGGACGCGGUGAUUCUCAGCCUCGUGCGGUCGAACGAGAAGGGCGAGGUCGGGUUUCUCGGCGAGCACCGCCGCUUGAAUGUCGCGAUGACAAGGCCGCGCAUGCAGCUGUGCGUCGUAGGCGACAGCAGUACCGUGGCCAAGGGGAGCGCGUACCUCAAGAAGUGGAUGGCGUGGCUUGAGGAGAACGCGGAUGUGCGGUAUGCGGGCGACGAGGUGUAGGUGGGUGCUGGGGCGUGGGUGCUGUGACGUUUGCACGGCUGCGCUACUGCUGGCGAUCAAUCACAUCAGCUGGACUCGGUUAGGUGUAAUUAUGGGCCAAUUACUAUAGUUUUACUCAACUGGUGCCACGGACGGAAGGAGGUGCCCAGCGGAAUGCAAUGCAGAUGCCUAGAU